UGCAGCACUGCGAGGGAGUUUCACUUACGCCCCCGAGGCCGCGCUUGAAGUGCGACGCACCCUACACGAGAAAAAUCGCAAGCAGGGGCGUAGCGAGAAAUCUGAGCGUCUUGUCCUGGGUUGAGAGAGAGAGAGAGAGAGAGAGAGAGAGAUAGUACCACAAAGGCCCGAUCGCGUGUUGAGCUUGGAGUGGGUUGAGCGCAAGGAGAGGGGGGGGGGGGGCGGGGAAAGGAGGAAUUGGUGGUGGUGGAAAUCAUGGAUAAUGUGUCCUACCAGCGGUUCCCCACCGUGCGCAUACGUGACAUAAAAGACGACGUGUUGAAGUUUGAGCUGCGGGAUACGGACGCCAGCAUCGCCAAUGCCCUUCGGCGGAUUAUGAUUGCCGAGGUGCCCACGUUGGCCAUCGACUUGGUGGAAAUUGAGUCUAAUUCGUCGGUGCUGAACGAUGAGUUUCUCGCGCACCGCCUUGGUCUAAUUCCGAUUGUUAGCGAUCGAGCCAUGGAAAUGCGGCUGUCUCGUGAUUGUGAUGCCUGUGACGGUGAUGGAAGAUGCGAAUACUGCUCUAUUGAAUUCCACCUUAGUGUCAAAUGCACGGGAGAUCAGACCUUGGAUGUCACCAGCCUAGAUUUAGUAAGUUCGGAUCCUUCAAUUAUCCCAGUGGAUGCUGCAGGGCGUGCUGCAGACAUGGGUGGUUUUGAAUCGAAUGAUACGCGGGGCAUUUUGAUUGUGAAGUUGCGAAAGGGGCAGGAAUUGAAGUUGCGGGCGAUCGCUAGAAAAGGGAUUGGCAAGGACCAUGCCAAGUGGUCACCAGCUGCAACUGUGACAUUUCAGUAUGAACCAGAAAUUCACAUCAAUGAGGCACUAAUGGAAACUUUGACUCUGGAAGAAAAGCAAGAGUGGAUUGACAGCAGCCCUACAAAAGUUUUUGAGCUGGAUCCUGUUUCUCAACAGGUGGUGGUGGUGGACCCUGAAGCAUACACCUAUGACGAAGAAGUGCUGAAGAAAGCAGAAGCCAUGGGUAAGCCAGGUUUAGUGGAAAUUUACAGCAAGGAGGACAGUUUUAUUUUUACCGUGGAGUCAACAGGAGCUAUCAAGGCUUCCCAGAUGUUUCUGAAUGCUAUAGAAAUUUUGAAGUCCAAGUUGGAUGCAGUCCGGCUUUCAUUUGACACAGAGGAGGCUGAUGAUCAGUUUGGUGAAUUGGGCGCUCACAUGCGUGGAGGUGGUAUCUAGUGCUGUUCGCGGUGGGGGGGGGGGACAGGAAUGGUUUGUACAUGACUGCUGGGAGGUAAUUGUUUUUUUCAAAUGUUAUUUAUAACCUCCUUUUGAUACCAAACAGACAUGGUCAUUGAAAAUCGAAAGAAUGUAAGUUAAUGUCCUGUACCGAAGAGAGUGACAACACCUCCUUACACAGUUAAUAUUUAGUGCCUCAAGAGAUUUAGAGCCUCUUGCUAGUUCCAUAAUCUUUUUCACCUGCAAGGCUUUUUGCUCCCUUCCUGGAAAAUGUUAUUAUCUUACUGUGGUGAAUCAUGGGACAUACAUCUCCACUUGGCUCCUUCAAACCUCUUGUCUAACUUGGGUCGAUGUCCGGCUAGGUUCAAGAUCGUAUGGUCUUGUCCUCUAGACCGUUGGUAGAUGCCUUUCUUGCAAUUUAUUUCGCUUUUAUUCUAGCUGCUUUUUAAGCUUGUGUAGUUCUUUGAAGCUCAGUCCUUGUUUUCGUAAGCUCAACAUUUAUUUUUAAAUGCCAAUGUCUCUUUAGACCCAUGCGAUUGUGUUUGCAGACUCUGGAUUUUUUCAACUCCUGUUCUCGUAAUAUUUAUACGUUUUUCUAAGCAGUACAUCUAGUACCCGAAGCUUAUAGCACUUGACCUCGUCUUCGAAGACUAGUUGCUUGUUUUUCCUCAGUUUCUUUUCCAUAGUCUUCUUUUGCUUUCGCAGUGAUGAUGUUAAUUGAGAAGUCACCAUGUGCCAUGACAAACUUUGUUCACUCACAAGCUAUCAAUAAAAAUAUGCUUUGAUGUA
Physcomitrium patens is the source of this 2019-nucleotide messenger RNA. Its product is annotated as DNA-directed RNA polymerases II, IV and V subunit 3. Gene Ontology annotation, cellular component: RNA polymerase II, core complex. NCBI's taxonomy places the organism in Eukaryota, Viridiplantae, Streptophyta, Bryopsida, Funariales, Funariaceae. The record is from RefSeq and is a predicted model, not a curated record. Gene Ontology annotation, biological process: transcription by RNA polymerase II. Gene Ontology annotation, molecular function: protein dimerization activity; DNA binding.